CCCCCCUCCCCUCACGGCGGAAGCCGACCUCGCCCGCCCCGGAAGUGCAAACUGUGUGGUCUGGCAGGUGUGGAUUCCGCCGGUGAAGGCUGAAGGCAGCUACCUUAGAGAUGCCGGGGUCAGCAGCGAAGGGCUCGGAGUUGUCAGAGAGGAUCGAGAGCUUCGUGGAGACCCUGAAGCGGGGUGGUGGGCCACGCAGCUCCGAGGAAAUGGCUCGGGAGACCCUGGGGCUGCUACGCCAGAUCAUCACGGACCACCGCUGGAGCAACGCGGGGGAGCUGAUGGAGCUGAUCCGCAGAGAGGGCAGGAGGAUGACGGCCGCUCAGCCCUCCGAGACCACCGUGGGCAACAUGGUGCGGAGAGUGCUCAAGAUUAUCCGGGAGGAGUAUGGCAGACUCCAUGGACGCAGCGACGAGAGUGAUCAGCAGGAGUCCCUGCACAAACUGUUGACGUCCGGAGGCCUGAACGAGGAUUUCAGCUUCCAUUAUGCCCAACUCCAGUCCAACAUCAUUGAGGCGAUUAAUGAGCUGCUAGUGGAGCUGGAAGGGACAACGGAGAACAUUGCAGCCCAGGCUCUGGAGCACAUUCACUCCAAUGAGGUGAUCAUGACCAUUGGCUUCUCCCGAACAGUAGAGGCCUUCCUCCAAGAGGCUGCCCGAAAGAGGAAAUUCCAUGUCAUUGUAGCAGAGUGCGCUCCUUUCUGCCAGGGUCAUGAAAUGGCUGUGAAUUUGUCCAAAGCAGGUAUUGAGACAACUGUCAUGACUGAUGCUGCCAUUUUUGCCGUUAUGUCAAGAGUCAACAAGGUAAUCAUUGGCACGAAGACCAUCCUGGCCAAUGGUGCCCUGAGAGCUGUGACAGGAACUCACACUCUGGCACUGGCAGCAAAACACCAUUCCACCCCACUCAUCGUCUGUGCACCUAUGUUCAAACUUUCCCCACAGUUCCCCAAUGAAGAAGACUCAUUUCAUAAGUUUGUGGCUCCUGAAGAAGUCCUGCCAUUCACAGAAGGGGACAUUCUGGAGAAGGUCAGCGUGCACUGCCCUGUGUUUGACUACGUCCCACCAGAGCUCAUUACCCUCUUUAUCUCCAACAUUGGUGGGAAUGCACCUUCCUACAUCUACCGCCUGAUGAGUGAACUCUACCAUCCUGAUGAUCAUGUUUUAUGACUGACCACACUUGUCCUAAGCAGAGAUUGCUUAGGCAGAUACAGAAUGAAGAGGAGACCUGAGUGCUGCUGCUGAAACACAUUCAUGCAAUGUGGGAGUGCACAGGAGUACACCUAAAAAAAAUCCUUGAUACUGUUGCCUGCCUUUUUAGUCACCCUGUAUCAGGGGCACACAUCCAGGACUGUGUCUUGCCUUUCAGAUCUUAACAGAGCAGCGGGGCUUAACCUGUUGAUUUAGGAGCCUUUUAGUGACCUGGUUGCGUCUGUGUCAGGAACUUAAACUUUCUGGUUCAGUAGUGUGUUAAACAUAAUACUGAAUACCUUGCUGGGAUACAGAUUUUUGCUCAGAAAUGGCUACGACACUUCUUCUAGGCUCUGCCAAUAAAAGCCACUUGAAGGUUC
Chlorocebus sabaeus (green monkey) is the source of this 1567-nucleotide messenger RNA. It is a transcript of the gene EIF2B2, whose product is annotated as eukaryotic translation initiation factor 2B subunit beta. NCBI's taxonomy places the organism in Eukaryota, Metazoa, Chordata, Mammalia, Primates, Cercopithecidae. Gene Ontology annotation, biological process: translational initiation. Gene Ontology annotation, molecular function: translation initiation factor activity; guanyl-nucleotide exchange factor activity. Gene Ontology annotation, cellular component: eukaryotic translation initiation factor 2B complex. The record is from RefSeq and is a predicted model, not a curated record.